AUGUCAGAAGAUGCAAACGAAGCGACGGCAGGGUCUUUUGAGGGUGAUAGGAAACGUGAAGCACCGAUGAACGAUGUCGAGGACGAGCGUGUUUUCAAGCUCAGGAAGAAGACGGUUGCCAUUGGAUUAGGAGAAUUACAAAAUCCGGGACUUAUUCCUAUCAAGCUACGACGGAACUGCAGCCCGCUUCAUCGAAGAUUACAGGACGCGCUACCUGCCGAUGCGCAGACUCUGGAUGGGAUGGGUGGUGACGCGGUCUAA
Messenger RNA from Suillus plorans, 261 nucleotides. RefSeq lists its product as uncharacterized. The record is from RefSeq and is a predicted model, not a curated record. The transcript is spliced from 2 exons. Bases 1 to 261 code for a protein of 86 amino acids. NCBI's taxonomy places the organism in Eukaryota, Fungi, Basidiomycota, Agaricomycetes, Boletales, Suillaceae.